Molecule: messenger RNA, 1237 nt
Organism: Toxotes jaculatrix (banded archerfish)
Lineage: Eukaryota; Metazoa; Chordata; Actinopteri; Toxotidae
Product: beta-2-glycoprotein 1-like
Exons: 8
Coding region: 76-1134 (352 amino acids)
Biological process (GO): negative regulation of complement activation, classical pathway
Source: RefSeq, a predicted model, not a curated record
GCAGUGAGAAGGGGGACAGAGGUUCAGUCUUUGAACCACAGAUCUCAGGAAAGAAACGUCUGUGCAUGGACAAGGAUGGAGCGCGUAGUGACUCUGUUUCUGCUGUGUCCAUUUGUGUUUUUUACCACCGUGACAUCCCAACAAGAUGACGUAUGUUUCAGGCCUGAGAUGGCUGCCAGCAUUGAGAUGAGUGGAGUCCAGAGGUACUUUAACCCUGGUGCAGAGUUAGUGCUGUCCUGUAAACCAGGAUACACCCCUGUGUCGGGCCCUCGGAAGAUUGUUUGCACUGCAAGUGGACAAUGGACAAAAACCAGAUUAAUGUGCAUACCAAAACUGUGUCCUUAUCCUGAUCCACUGUCUAAUGGAGAGUUGUACUACGAAGAUACCGUGUACCAGAGUACAAUCAACUACACUUGUCAUGAAGGGUAUGUGUUGAAUGGAGCCAGCAGUGCUGUGUGCCAAGCUGAUGGAACGUGGAGCGUACCAGUACCAGCGUGCAGGCCUGUGUCCUGUGGUUUGGCUCCAAUUCCACAGUCAGGGAUAAUAAUUUAUGACAAGACGAUAAGAGGGAACACCACUGAUUACGGCGUCACAGGGACGUACAAGUGUCUGCCUCCAUAUGUACUUAUUGGUGAUGCGAGAGCGGAGUGCACUGCCAGUGGCACCUGGACCAAGACACCCGAAUGCAGAGUGGUGACAUGCCCUCCCCCGGAGAACAUCAACGAGGGCUACAUGUCAAGCAACGAGCAGAGAGACUAUGACUACAUGGAAACAGUCAAAUAUGGCUGCCAUGGACACUAUGUACUGGAGGGAAGCCUGCAGAUUGUUUGUCAGAAGAAUGGGAAUUGGUCUGAAAAGCCAUCCUGCAAGGCUCCUUGCAGCGUUGGCAUACAGAGAGGACGGAUAUUGUACAAAGGACGAAAACUCUGGAUCAAAGAACUGGAUCCUAACAGAAUCUUACACAAAGAAAUCGUCUCACUCUACUGCUUGGACAAGGCCAGGGGGUGUGGAUAUGCAACGCCAACCCAGUGCAUCGAUGGAAACCUCAAAAUACCUGAAUGCUUUGAACAGCCCAGCAGUCUUGAUUAUAACCUUCAUUCGGGUUCCCUUCCUUCAGAAAUUCAACAGUGCUGAAACAUCAGCAGAUCCCUUCCCUGAUGACUACUAAGCCACUGUAAUAUGGAAUAGGUGUCAGUGUGUUCUGGUCUCUGAAAUUAAAGAAAAUGGUCUGACUCAA